Oncorhynchus masou masou (cherry salmon) is the source of this 1974-nucleotide messenger RNA. RefSeq names its product UPF0606 protein KIAA1549L-like. Lineage: Eukaryota; Metazoa; Chordata; Actinopteri; Salmoniformes; Salmonidae. The transcript has 9 exons. The coding region runs from base 49 to 1974 and encodes 641 amino acids. The record is from RefSeq and is a predicted model, not a curated record.
UGUUCUCCAAGCCAAACAAUCGCAGAAUUCACAGCCGCUCCUGUUGCUAUGGUUACCUGCAGCAGGUUGCCGAGCGAGGACGGUUCCGUCAUCAGCAACGAAUCAGAGAAGCUCAACUCUGGUCGGGGCUCGGCGGCUCAGAAAGUCACAGCACAGCAGAAAUUGACAAAGGAGGAGACACGCAAGAAGAACGAUCCCUACGACACCUCGUUUGGUUCCCUGCAGCUUAUUUCCAUAAAGCCCAUGACUGCUCCACCCACCUAUUCACACCCCGCCUCCUCUGACCGCAGCCAAGACUCAGCCAUCCUCAAUGGAAAUGGAGAGGUGAACCUAGCUCUGAAACAGAAGUCUGACAUAGAACACUACAGGAACAAGCUAAGGCUGAAGGCCAAGAGGAAAGGGUACUAUGACUUCCCUUCAGCGGACGGCAGCGGGAGUGGUAGCAGGACGCUGGCACAGAGGCAGAGACACGGACAUGAGAGGGCACCUGGAGAGCAUGGCCCACCACUGGAGCCUGAUGAAGACCGGGCAUCCACCUACGUCAAGUCCAGCAGGAGACACUCUCAGGUGAGGCAGCGGACCUAUCGGAGCAGGCAGAGCCUGAACAGCCCGAGUACCGGAGGAACAGAGAUGGACCUGCUGGUUAUGAGGGAGAGACCCAGGAGAGGCAUCAGGAACAGCGGCUACGACACUGAACCGGAGCUGAUUGAGGAGACCAACGUGGAUCGUCUGAUUGGCCCGCGGGGGGGUUAUGUCUGCCCCAAAGGGGUCAAAGGUCACUCAGAGACCUCCACGUUGAGCUCCCAGCCGUCCAUCGACGAGGUACGCCAGCAGAUGCACCUGCUCUUGGAGGAGGCCUUCAGCCUGGCCUCAGGGGGACACUCCUCCACAGCCGCACGCCACCACCACUCCCAUCACCCCCACCACGGUUACCACCACGGUUACCACCACGGCCACUACAGCCCCGGACCUCCACCCCUGCCCUACUCUGACGUGGUGACCAGUGCCCCGGGAACCAUGAGCCGUGGCCGGGGAGAAGGGCUGCAGUGGGUGCCGGCGUACGGAGCAGACAUGUAUCAGUGCAGCCUCCCCAAACCUGCAUUUAGGUUCACCCAGCUUCCUGACAUGGUUAUGACCUCUCCUCCACCCCCUAUUCCCCCUCGCACCGGCCCCCCUCCAGGGACCUCUCUAAGACGCUCCUCGCCUGACCUGGGGUCCACGGCCAGGAUCUCAGAGUCUGGGACCAAAAUGACGGACAUGCAGACCCAGCAUAAUGACAGCAGCGUCCCCUAUGUCUCUCUCUCUAGAGCAGCACUCCCCUCAGUCCCCCUCUCCAGAGCAGCACUCCCCUCAGUCCCCCUCUCCAGAGCAGCACUCCCCUCAGUCCCCCUCUCCAGAGCAGCACUCCCCAGCACUCAGUCCCCCUCUCCAGAGCAGCACUCCCCUCAGUCCCCCUCUCCAGAGCAGCACUCCCCUCAGUCCCCCUCUCCAGAGCAGCACUCCCCUCAGUCCCCCUCUCCAGAGCAGCACUCCCCUCAGUCACAGCAGAACAGAAACCCCAUCACAGCGGUGUACGCCAUCCCAGCCUCGCGGUCGGGUUACUCUGAGUACUUUGCCUCCACGCCCCCGUCCUCCUACCACAGCCCAUCCUGGAUGUCCUACCCCCCCGAGCCUGAGGACGUGCCCCCCCAGUGGGCUGACUCUGUGGCUCUCCCAGGGUACGUGGAGGCCUUCCCUCAUCCCCGCUACCCUCAAGGCAGCUCCCCCAGACUCCCCCUACACUACGGUCAGGCCAUGGAGCCACCCCCCACCCCGACCAGCGCCGCGUCCCAGCAGAGCCUGCCCGAUGCGGGGAAGCCCAGAGACAGAGUCCCCCUCAGCAGUCUCUCCACAUCCGCCCUGGUCCAGGCCAUCCGCCAGGAGGUGGCAAAGCUGGCCAAGAAGCAGACAGACAUGUUUGAGUUCCAGGUGUAA